Messenger RNA from Folsomia candida, 3867 nucleotides. Its product is annotated as solute carrier family 13 member 2. Gene Ontology annotation, biological process: citrate transport; monoatomic anion transmembrane transport. Gene Ontology annotation, cellular component: membrane. The transcript is spliced from 20 exons. The record is from RefSeq and is a predicted model, not a curated record. Lineage: Eukaryota; Metazoa; Arthropoda; Collembola; Entomobryomorpha; Isotomidae. The coding region runs from base 1077 to 3137 and encodes 686 amino acids. Gene Ontology annotation, molecular function: succinate transmembrane transporter activity; citrate transmembrane transporter activity.
UUCUCAGUUACACAAUGGAUUUUGCCGAGAAGAAAUCUCUGUCGCUCGGUGCGCGUACGGUGAUUGGACGACUUUUAAAAGAAUAAUAGCUUAAAAAUAAUCUGUAAAUGUGACAUACGUUCGGAAGGAGGCAGACAGACACCUAAAAUACAAAUUGUUAUUACUUCCCUUCCACAAGUCGGCCCGUCGUCUUCACGUGAACGCUCUUCACGCGAAAAAAAAUUCAAUCCAAUUCAUAAUUUACGCCAGAUAAAUACAUAAUCUUAUCAACUUUAUACAUAACUUUCAUUCAAUAAUUAGCGAUAAUUUAGGAGACAGACGCUCACAUUAAGUUCUCACCAUUACAUUUUUUUGUGUCAUAUAAAUAAGAGCAGUUUUUGUCUUUAAUGCUUCCAUUAAACCGUAAAUUAUCCACGCUUACUUAAUGAAUAAUAAUCUUUCACCCCGGCGGCGUGGUCAUGGUCGUUAGUAGUGGGACAAGAAGAAACAGUGGUGCUGGUGGUGGUGGUGAUAGGAUUUUGUAUCAAUUUGAAGAACUGAACAGUAGCAGGAUAAGCCGUCUUAUCAUCGUUGAGUAGUUCAUUGCUAAUAAAAAGGAGUUUGUGGUACUGAAGUUGUAAUAAUAAUCGCGUAAUUAUUAAUGGUGCUGGUUAACUAAAUAGGGUGAGGAAAAGAAAGAAAUCAGUAUUACAGGAGGUAGAUCGACACUGUUGUAAUUUGCAUACGAGGAAGUCAUCAGUUCAGUAUUAGUGAUACAUUCGUGGAGUAGUCGUCCAAGUUUUUCGGGAAUUUGAGACCGUAGGAAAUUAUUCAAUAAUUCUUAAAUAUGUAACCAGCUUAGCAAUCUAAUAAUUAAUCCACUACACUUUUUUGAGACAUUUCGUAGUAAAGGAAUUUUAGAAGACUGAGCAACGAAUUUUCCUAGUAGGAAUUUUAUCGAGUAAUAAGUACAUAAGUAAUAAUUACAUAAUAUACGUUUCUGAAAAUAUGACCUUAAGUUUCUGAAGUAGUAGGGAUUGCUCAUAAAUAAAUAAAUACAUAAAUGCAAGGGAAAGUAUAAUAAAAAUAGGGGAAAAAUGAGUCUAAAAAGUUUACAAAUACGGAUUCUGAGAAAUUGGGAGUUUUUCGUGAUUAUUGGUCUUCCCCUCCUCCUCCUCCCACUCCUCUUCAUCCCGGACGAUGAGGUCAUCGGGGUCGCGCCAAACACGAGGCCUUCCACCAAAUUCAAAUGCGCCUUUGUUCUCAUAUUGAUGGCUAUAUAUUGGAUGGUGGAAGCGUUGCCUCUCGCAAUCACUGCGCUGCUACCAAUGGUUCUCUUUCCCCUUUUGGGAGUUCAGGACACGGCCAAAGUGUCGAUAAAUUAUAUGAAAGAGACAAACAUGAUGUUUGUGGGUGGACUGAUAAUAGCAAUGGCCGUAGAAUAUUGUAACCUUCAUCGUCGUAUCGCUCUCACCGUAAUGACGACGGUGGGGGUUAGUCCAAUCCGACUCAUGUGUGGAAUUAUGCUCACCACGUCAUUUUUGUCCAUGUGGCUAUCUAACACCGCCACGGCCGCGAUGGUUUGCCCCAUCUCGAUGGCCGUGUUGGAAGAACUGUUUCCCAAGCCGGACGAAACUCCGCACGGUUUUCGAAAGCGUCGCGCCUCGAUUUUCAAGGAGAGGAGUGAAGUCGACUUUGAAGCCUUUGUCGAUAAGAUAAAGAAGAAACGAGCCCAGUUAAAGCAUCAGCAGUCCCUCCCGGCCGAAUCCUUCCGCACUGAACCACGACCCCCGAAAAAGAUGAUGAAGCAGUUGUCCUUCAAAAUCGACCCCGAGCCUCUGGAACCAUCCGAACUGACGAGAUUCAUCCGGGAGAGGGAUCGCCAGAAGGAUAUCCAGUUCGAAAUGCAGAUGGAAGAACAAAACGAGAACGAGGACGAACACGAGGAGAACAAUGACGCGGAAAAUAAUCCGGAAAAGAUAAGAAUGGCGAAAAGGUUGAAUCUCAAGAAGAUGUUGCUCUUUUCGAUUUUACUCUCCUCAAAUAUUGGAGGUACUGGCGUCAUCACGGGCACCGCGAGCAAUUUGGUGUUCCAGGAACUCAUAAAACCAGUGAACGUGGGUCAAGGUGGGAAGUAUGUGGACAUCAGUUUUGCAACGUGGAUGGCGUACAACAUCCCUCCAAUGAUGGUCAACAUAGCAUUUUCCUUCAUCUACUUGGUCGUCAUGUAUCUCGGGGUGCCGGACUGGGUCUACUUUUGGCGAAAGCAAAAAUCUACUCCAAACUCGGAUGAGACCGAGGCGCUCAAUAGGGUUGCCCGAGUUCUGGAAGAGAAACGUCGCCUCUUGGGGAAAACGUCCUUCCACGAGUCGGCCGUGUUUGCCCUCUUCCUCAUCAUCGUGGCUCUGUGGCUUUUCCGAGAACCAAAAUUUAUGAAGGGGUGGGCCGAGCAUAUUAGCGAUGCGGACAUCGGCGACUCCACGGCCGCCUUGUUCGUCGUCAUUCUGCUCUUUAUCAUCCCUCGAAAUAUUGAAACCUUCUGCGGAGUUGGUGACAAUAACGGUGGCGCAGUACUGACAAAGACUCCGCCUCUGUUAGAUUGGAAAUACGUACAGUUGAAUCUCCCCUGGGGCGUGAUCCUCUUGAUGGGCGGGGGGUUCGCGUUGUCGAACGCGGUCGUCUAUUCCGGCCUCUCGGAAUGGUUGGGGCGUCAACUCCACGCCGUGGAGACCCUCCCACUCACCGUCAUCCUGGUCGUGGUCAUGUUCCUGACCGCCACGCUGACCGAGGUGGCUUCCAACUCUGCCUGCGUUAAUGUUGUGAUACCAAUCCUGAUUGCGCUGUCGGAAAGCCUCAACAUUCACCCACUCUACUUAACGUUACCGGCCACGGUGACGUGCUCGUAUGCAUUCCUCCUUCCAGUCGCGACACCCACGAAUGCGAUCGUCUUCGCCGCCGGGGGUGGCGACAUCAGCAUCAUGGAGAUGGUCAAAGUAUGUCUAUUUCCCAACUUUGCCUGCAUCAUCGUCAUCCUCCUGUUCCACGUGACGUAUGGGAAUCUCAUCUUUAAUUUUAACGACUACACGUACCCCUCGUUGGCCUCGUCGUCGACCCCACUUUCCCCGCUUUUAGUAGUAAAUGGAACAUUUUUAAGAUAGGGGGAAGUAAAAAAGAAAUGUAUUUAUUGUGAUGGAAUGGAGGGGAGAGAAAGUAGCCAAAUGUAUACCUGACCUUUAAUUCAUAGGCCUUUGUUUUUUAUAAUAAUGAAAUGAAUCACGAAAAAAUAUACGAUUAAUUAAAAUACGCAAUGAUAACGUAACAAUUAGUUAAUUUUACGAACAAAAAAAUCUACAUAAUAACGAAACAAACAAAACAAAACAAACUGUGUCCAUAAAAUCAGAGAAAAAUAUGUAACAUACAAAUUCAAAUCAAUCAGGAGAUAAAUAUGGGUUUAAAAGUAUUUCACGGUUUUUUCUAACUUGCGCCAAUGUUAUAGUUUAACUAUGGCGCAAGUUAGCAGGAAGUGAAGUACUGGGGGGUGGUGCGUAUAAAAAAAGAGUGUACCUUCUCACGGACAAUGAGGGUCAGCCAGCAUAUAUCGUUCAAAAAAAUAUACUGCAGAGUGUGGCAAUAACAGAAGAACACAAAUUCAGUAGUAGUCGAAUAACUAAAAGAAAACAUUGUACUCAAAACAACACUGUUACUUAUGAAGAAUUGUUAACUAAUAAUUAAACAAAUUUGAAAGAAAAAGUUCCAGAUUCUUAUGGUGAAAAGUAAGUAAGUUUAUAAUAACAACGGGGUUGACAAAAUGUUUGAAAAUCGAAAUGCAAAUGUAAUAACGAGGAAAUAUUUAGAUUUCUGAAAUAAAAACAAAUUUGCCAAUUAAAA